Molecule: messenger RNA, 5888 nt
Organism: Betta splendens (Siamese fighting fish)
Lineage: Eukaryota; Metazoa; Chordata; Actinopteri; Anabantiformes; Osphronemidae
Gene: tle2b
Product: TLE family member 2, transcriptional corepressor b
Exons: 21
Coding region: 812-3271 (819 amino acids)
Biological process (GO): negative regulation of canonical Wnt signaling pathway; regulation of DNA-templated transcription
Cellular component (GO): transcription regulator complex; nucleus
Molecular function (GO): transcription corepressor activity; protein binding
Source: RefSeq, a predicted model, not a curated record
CAGGCACAAUAUAUUACAGUCUAGGGCUUGCUGCUGAAAAGCCCGCUGGAUCCUCCACUGACCUGCUGUUCUUUCCUGCUUUCCUCUUGCGUUUUUUUUCCACGUUUAGAUUAAAAACAAAGCUCUCUCUCUCUCUCUCUCUCGUCCCUCUCCCCUCCCUCCUCCUCCGUCUUCUUUUUCUUCUUCUUCUCCAUAUUCUUUUCUGCGGCAGCAGUCAAGGCAGAGGCUUCAGUGUGUCAGAGGGAGGCUGACGAAGAGGAAAAAGCAGAGAAGAAGACUGUUUGGACGGAGCUGAGCGCGUGUUUACGUUUGUAUGUUUCGCCAUUGGACGACCAGGUGAAGGGGCAGGAGGAGGAGGAGGAGGCGGCGGCGAGGAAGAGCGCAGCCAGCCCGGAUGAAAUUCUCCGUGUCCUGUCACUGUGUGGACCUUGACUGAAAAGAGACGGAGACAUUAAAGCGAAGCGGGGACAGGAGCAGAGGCGAGACUUUAGUUUCACCGGGGGGAAGGAGGAGGAAGGAGGUAAAGUGAGGCUUUCUCCUGUCACCGUUGGGCAAACGACAUGACGGACUGAGCACUUUUCAGUUGUGUGUCAACAGGAAUUCGCCCUAGACGGACAAAAAGAGUGAACGCCACGGCGGCCGAGAGCCUGGAAGACUAACGACCGCCGCGUUGAGUCCGGCUGAAGAGCAGAGAGCGGGUUCGCUGAGUGUGAGAGUGUGGGUCUGAGUGCCGGUGGAGGGCAGAGGAGUGGAGGGCCAGGGGACUAACCUGGCCAUCAAACAGACUGGCAGCCUCUCCUCUCCUGGGAUCAUGUACCCUCAGGGCAGGCAUCCGCUCUUUGUAGGCCGGAAUACAUUAGCAACCUGGCAGAGUGGAGAGGAUGCUAAUGUGGAAGAGACGGAGAGGCAGCGGAGGGAAAGAAAGGAUGAGGGCAGCGGAGAGAAGGAGGCAGAGUCAUUAGAGAAGGAGGAGAACAGAGUCCCUUUGCAGCCUGGCCAGUCUUUCAAGUUCACAGUCCUGGAGACUCUGGAUCGUAUCAAGGAGGAAUUCCAGUUCCUCCAGGCUCAGUAUCACAGCCUGAAGCUGGAGUGUGAGAAGCUCGGCAGCGAGAAGACUGAGAUGCAGCGGCACUACAUAAUGUACUAUGAGAUGUCCUACGGGCUCAACAUUGAGAUGCACAAACAGGCGGAGAUCGUCAAGCGUCUCAGUGCCAUCUGUGCUCAGAUCAUCCCCUUCCUCUCUCAAGAGCAUCAGCAGCAGGUGGUCCAGGCAGUGGAGCGGGCCAAGCAGGUCACCAUGGCCGAGCUCAACGCCAUCAUCGGGCACCAGCUCCAGCACCUGUCUCACCAUGCCCCUGGCAUCCCCCUGACGCCGCACCCGUCGGGCCUGUCCCUCGGGGCGGGGGGCUCCGGGCUCCUGGCGCUGACCGGGGCGCUGGGCGUGUCGGCGCACCUCGCAUCUAAAGACGAGCGCAAUCACCUGGAUCCAGAGCAUCUGAGAGAGGGAGCUCCCAGCAGGAGUAAGUCGGUGUCAUCGACAGACAGUCAGCCCGCUGAGGAGCGCCAGGGCCCAUCUGGAGGUUACUCCUCCUCGCAGGGAGGACCCGAGGCCAAGAGGAGGCGCUGUGACGACAAAGAGCCUCUCCCACCGCACUCCUAUGACAGUGACGGAGACAAGAGUGAGGACAAUCUUGUGGUGGACGUCUCCAAUGAGGAGCCGAACUCUCCUGCAGGCAGCCCUCCCCACUCCCCCCACGGGAACGGUUUGGACCGAGCUCCCACCCUGAGGAAGGAGCUCCCUGGAUCUUCAAACACAGCAGAGGCCCCCUCCACCCCGAACCCCCGCAGUCCCACCCCGGGAAAGGCCAAGGACCCGGCGCAGAUGGAUAAGUCUCAGUCUCCAAUGUCCAAAUCUGGCACCCCAUCGCCGUCCCAUCGUGAGGCCCUGACCCCUGGAGCCCCGGGAGCCCCCGGAGCGCCCGGUCCCAGCACCUCCUGUCUGCGACUGGUCAGCAAAGCAGCAACUGGCGCCGACCCGCUUGCUCUCCGCAGCCCCAUGUCUGUGCCCCCUGGUUCAUACCCGGCUCAUUUUGGCGUGGUGUCCCAUGCAGGGCUGAACGGGGAGCUGGCCAGCCCGGGAGGCUUCGGGGGAGCGCUCACUCUUUCCCCACAAAUCAGCGCGGCGGCCAGCGCCUACUCCCGGAGCCCCAUGGUGGCGUAUGACUCUCGCUCUCACCUGAGGGCUCCAGGCCUGUCCUCCUCUCUGCCUGGCUCCUCGGGGGGCAAACCCGCCUACUCGUUCCACGUGAGCGCCGACGGCCAGAUGCAGCCGGUGCCCUUUCCCCCCGACGCCCUGCUGGGCCCGGGGAUCCCUCGGCACGCGCGCCAGAUCCACACGCUGAGCCAUGGCGAGGUGGUGUGCGCCGUCACCAUCAGCACCUCCACGCGCCACGUCUACACCGGAGGGAAGGGCUGCGUCAAGGUGUGGGACAUCAGCCAGCCGGGCAGCAAGAGCCCCAUGGCACAGCUGGACUGCCUGAACAGGGAUAACUACAUCCGUUCUUGUAAAAUCCUUCCCGACGGACGCACUCUGAUCGUGGGCGGCGAGGCCAGCACGCUGUCGAUCUGGGACUUGGCCACGCCCACUCCUCGCAUCAAGGCGGAGCUGACCUCGUCGGCCCCCGCCUGCUACGCCCUGGCCAUCUCCCCCGACAACAAGGUCUGCUUCUCCUGCUGCAGCGACGGCAACAUCGUGGUCUGGGACCUUCACAACCAGACGCUGGUCAGGCAGUUCCAGGGCCACACGGACGGCGCCAGCUGCAUCGACAUCUCCAACGACGGCACCAAGCUGUGGACGGGAGGGCUGGACAACACGGUGCGCUGCUGGGACCUCCGAGAGGGACGGCAGCUGCAGCAGCACGACUUCACCUCGCAGAUCUUCUCUCUGGGCUACUGUCCCACAGGCGAGUGGCUGGCUGUGGGGAUGGAGAGCAGCAACGUGGAAGUCCUGCACGUCUCCAAACCUGACAAGUACCAGCUGCACCUGCACGAGAGCUGUGUCCUCUCGCUGAAGUUCGCCUACUGCGGCAAGUGGUUCGUGAGCACCGGAAAAGACAAUCUGUUAAAUGCGUGGAGGACACCAUAUGGAGCCAGCAUUUUCCAGUCCAAGGAGUCUUCGUCCGUGCUGAGCUGCGACGUCUCGCCGGACGACAAGUACAUAGUGACGGGCUCGGGGGACAAGAAGGCCACGGUUUACGAGGUGGUGUACUGAGGGCCGGGACGAGGACGGGACAGGACUCCAGGGUGGUGCCCGGGAACGGGAGGAGGCUCCACCACCGGCCCUGUCCGCUGCUCGACACCCGCGCUACAUCAUCAUCAGCAGCAGCAGCAGCAGCAGCAGCAGCAGCAGCAGCAGCAGCAGCUUCGUCUCCAUCCUGUCCCUCACCCCUGAUACGUCACCCCUCUCCCCUCGCUGUGAUAUAAGCUACCGUGGAGGCUCCCAGCUGCCCACUUCCUCCUCCUCCCCCUCCCACUUUUCACCCAAGAAUGAGGCAUGACAGUCGAGAGAGAGGCAAAAAGGGAAGCGGCUAAGAUAAGCAGGACAAAGAGAAAGGGCGGUGGAGCAUGAAGAUAAAGUCGGGAGGAUAAAAGAGGAGAGAAAGCCAGCGUGCGGAAGGAAGAGCAAUGAAAGGGAGGAAGAGGAGGAUGAAGAGGAGAAGGCAGGGUAAUUAGGGCUGUUUCCUGAUUAAGAGCUCACUGGAAGGGAGGCCCCCAGAGGAGGCGCGGAGCAGCACUGUGGGAGCGCCAGCCAGGAGCACUGAUACCACACAAUCGAUUCAUUAGCCAGACAGUGGAAGCCUUAAUGAGGCUGACGCCGCAGCUCGCUCUCCCCAGCGAGAGGUGUCAGGAGCCGGGGAACGAUGACGCUUCAGAUAUCCGCACGCACGCACGCACGCACGCACGCACGCACGCACGCACGCACGCACGCACGCACGCACGCACGCACGCACGCACGCGGCUGCACGCGGUGAGGUAAUCAUAGGACACACACACACACGCCACGCAGAGCACCCAAUUAAACAUUCAUGGCAGCCCUCCCCGGCCCCCGUCUCUCUGCCUAAUAUCUAUUUUACUUUGGUCUGACAAAGGCAGCGUCUAAUGAGCAGCCGAGUCAAUGGGAUUCUCCCAGGGCCCAGAGACACAAACAGAGAACAUCAGCCGAGCUGUUCCCCCUAAUUCCUCUGGAUUGUUCUCCUGACACCGGGCGCUGCACUCACUCUCAUUAAAGGCGCUGUCAGCUCCGUGAAGCAGCGGCGCCGGCUGCACGGCGACGCUGACAACAGGGCGAAUUACCGCCGCCCCCAGCGCCGCCUAAUCCGCCUCCUCUCAGACUUCAUGCAGCCGGCCGUCGCCCGUGUUCCCUCGCAGGCCACAUGAGCUCCCGCGUUUGUCUGAGUCGCCCGUUGCUCGCGCCGCUGCAUCUCGCGCCGUGAGUUCAGACGAACGCCUUCACGCUCAUUCCUUCUGCAUCAGGACGGACACAGCCCCUUCCGGCCGUCUGACCUAGUGCUGCGUAUUUUAGCACCGACCCGCUGAACUAACACAUGAUGAAGACGUUUUCUAGUUUUCUAGCAGCCAAAGAAGACGAGCUCCUUGUUGGACGGCCAACGUAGUUGAGCACAUAAACCCCCAUGAAACAGAUUAGUUGCUAUUAGUUUAAACUAAAGUCGUUAUGCAUUAGUGAGAUUUAGAGGCCUUACAGGAAGAGUCAUCAGUCCUGCUGUGGAAACCACUCCACCUAAGAAUAUUUCCCCAAACGUCAGACCCCGUCUCAUUUAAAGCUGUGUCCUUGUACAUCAGAGCUCUCUGCUCCUGCAGCGCGUCACCAACAUGUACACUAACGAGGCCCAUUUCAAGCUUUUUCUUUAUCACUCGUUUGUCUCAUUAGAAGCCUAUGAACAGUUUACGUGAUGGGGGACGCGCUCACACAUGGAAACUCACUCAAGCGGAAAACUACUUUUGUUUUUCUACUUCCUUUUCUUUGAACCUGUGCAUCCUUGGUGAUGGCGACCGUGCGCGUGUAACAACGAGGUUGUGACCUUUCGUCCACCGUUGCCCAUUUUUGUUCCCUUUCCCCCCCCAACGUGCUCGUGAACGUGCUCUUGUCUGUUUCCAGUCCUUAUCGCGUGAUGAUGCUGUUUCUGUUGCAUUUGGUUCGUGUACAGCCGUCGGCGGCGGCACCGUGACUGAUUUUAGCCUUUAAAAGGGGCCCCACCUUUUUCCCUGCAUGCGCGCUCACUUCUGCUGAAGGGACGACGCCAGUGAUCGUCCUCGGCGGGUCCAGCGGUUGGUGACGCGGCCAGAACCUGACAUCACCGUAUGCAACUUAGUUCAGCUGUAUAAUAUCCUAGCGAGAUGUUUCCAUGUUUAACUCAGCGGCGUUAGACCGGGACAGACGUUUUCUGAGGGACUUCUUACAGCGGCUGAGUCGUCAUCUGUACAGUUCAAUGCCUUCGCCUGCCUCGUUCCCUUUCUAGCCGCAGCCACAGGCAGACCUAAACGAGAACCCACCCCAUUAACAAGCUUGUAUACUACUCAGAUCGAUGCUGUAUAAUGGCUAUGCAUUCGGUGGUAUAGCGUGAAUAUCUGGGACAUUGUAUUUGAUACUUUUGUCAGUAAUGUCUUUUCCUGCCUGUGCUUUCUUUGUUCCAAAAGUAUAAAACUCUUUUUUCCCCUCAUCCCCAUUUUUAAAACCUUGUGUUAAGUUUGUCUUUUUAAAAGCCAAGGAACUUUUUUUUUAAAUGCACUUUGUCUUCCCUUCUGAUGCGUUUCCCAUGUGCUGUACAUGAAAUACUAUGUGUGAAAAAUAAACCAAACGUGUGAUCAUC